Messenger RNA from Betta splendens (Siamese fighting fish), 1727 nucleotides. RefSeq names its product tubulin, delta 1 (gene tubd1). The record is from RefSeq and is a predicted model, not a curated record. NCBI's taxonomy places the organism in Eukaryota, Metazoa, Chordata, Actinopteri, Anabantiformes, Osphronemidae. Gene Ontology annotation, biological process: microtubule cytoskeleton organization; mitotic cell cycle. The transcript is spliced from 8 exons. Gene Ontology annotation, molecular function: GTP binding; structural constituent of cytoskeleton. Bases 165 to 1496 code for a protein of 443 amino acids. Gene Ontology annotation, cellular component: cytoplasm; microtubule.
UGUCGGCCGGAAGUGCCGUUGCGAAGUCUUGUGGCGCGAGCGGCGUCGUUUCUAAACACAACGCGACGCUGACAGUUACGUGGCAAUGGUCAACAAACACUUUGUCGACGGAUACUGUCGUCAUACUGUCGUCGAGUGAUCGGAGAAGUAAAUGAAGUCUGCAAAUGUCUGUGGUAACAGUUCAGCUGGGUCAGUGCGGGAACCAGGUGGGCCACGAGCUGUUUGACGCCGUCUGCGGCGAUGCCCAGGACGGACAGAGGAAGACAUACAGCUCGGUCAGCUGCGAGCGCUUCUUCCGGCCAAACACACGUGGAGAUCCUGUGGCUAGAGCGGUGCUGAUAGACAUGGAGACUAAAGUGAUCAACCAGAGCAUCACAAAGGCUGCAAAGUCUGGCAGGUGGAGGUAUGGAGACAAGUCCUCCUUCAGCCAGAAGCAGGGGUCCGGAAAUAACUGGGCUAAUGGGUAUUGUGUCCAUGGGCCCCGGCACAGAGAGGUGGUGGAGGACCUGGUGAGGCGAGAGGUGGAGCACUGUGACAGAUUGGCGGGGCUCGUGGCCGUGAUGAGCGUGGCAGGGGGGACAGGGUCCGGGGUCGGCACAUAUGUCACUCAAUGCCUCAGAGACGUCUUCCCAAAAUCCUUCAUCCUCAACCACCUCACCUGGCCGUACGGGACCGGAGAGGUGAUCGUCCAGAACUAUAACUCGGUGCUGACGCUGGCUCACCUCUACCAGCUGUCCGAUGGCAUCCUGGUGCACGAGAAUGACACGGUGCACAGGAUCUGCAGUCACCUCCUCAAAAUCAAAAACAUCUCCUUCAGUGACAUUAACAGGGUCAUUGCUCAUCAGCUGGGCAGCGUGCUGCAGCCUGCACUCACCGCUGACUCCCACGGACUCUACAGCAGAAACCCUUUGGGGGAGCUGGUGAGUGCCCUCGCAUGCCACCCAGAAUACAAGCUGCUCAGUGUGAGUACUAUCCCUCAGAUGCCUACCUCCUCCAUAGCGUACAGCACGUUCAGCUGGCCGGGGCUGCUCAAACACCUGCGGCAGAUGCUCAUCUCCAACAGCAAAAUGGAGGAAGGUAUAGACUGGCAGGUGCGUCCACCUACAGGCUCUGAGCCGACUAGAGGUCUGACCGGAAGCAACUUCAACACAUCUUUGGCCAACUUGCUCAUACUGAGAGGGAAGGAUGUCUACAGUGCAGAGACAGGUGGGUUUGUGGACCCAGCCUUGUACACGUCCUGGCUUUUACCAGAAGAAGCGUUCACUCUUUGGAAAUCCCCAGUGCCUUUUAAUAGGUAUGAAAAAGCUGCGACACUGGUCAGUAACAGCCAGGCUCUGCUCCGACCUCUGGAUGACAUGGUGAGAAAAGCCUGGAAUAUGUUUGCAUCCAGGGCUUACCUCCAUCAGUACGCCAAAUUUGGGAUCUCAGAGGAAGACUUUCUAGUCAGCUUUACAUGUCUUGAGCAAGUCAUCUCCAGCUACAGAGAACUAUCCUAGACAUGGGCAAAUCCAACAAGCUCUGCUUCCUUUUGUGUGCAGAAAAAGGGAGGAACUGUUUCUGUGUUUUGUGAAUUCAGGGUCUCACGUUACAAAUUAUAACUAAUGCAUGUUUACUUCAUGCACAACCCAGAAGAGCUUUGCUCAACUCCAACAAGUACAGGUUUGUAAUAAUGCAUUACAAUUAAAUUGCCAUGUGAAUAAAAGUAACUACUAAGUACUGUAAAUGAA